UGCACCAAUUGUAGCACUUCGACAACACCAUUAUGGCGUCGUAAUCCUGAGGGCCAGCCACUGUGUAACGCCUGUGGAUUGUUCCUGAAACUUCACGGCGUUGUGCGGCCCUUGAGUCUCAAAACAGAUGUCAUCAAAAAGCGUAACCGA
Zychaea mexicana is the source of this 150-nucleotide messenger RNA. RefSeq lists its product as uncharacterized. Gene Ontology annotation, molecular function: DNA-binding transcription factor activity, RNA polymerase II-specific; zinc ion binding; RNA polymerase II cis-regulatory region sequence-specific DNA binding. Gene Ontology annotation, biological process: positive regulation of transcription by RNA polymerase II; negative regulation of transcription by RNA polymerase II. The record is from RefSeq and is a predicted model, not a curated record. The transcript has a single exon. Lineage: Eukaryota; Fungi; Mucoromycota; Mucoromycetes; Mucorales; Lichtheimiaceae. The annotation marks the transcript as partial.